Molecule: messenger RNA, 2233 nt
Organism: Glossina fuscipes
Lineage: Eukaryota; Metazoa; Arthropoda; Insecta; Diptera; Glossinidae
Gene: Ns2
Product: nucleolar GTP-binding protein 2
Exons: 3
Coding region: 119-2149 (676 amino acids)
Cellular component (GO): nucleolus
Molecular function (GO): GTP binding
Source: RefSeq, a predicted model, not a curated record
ACUUCUCUUCAAUAAUUUAAAGAAGAAAAAUAGUUGCCUUGCGAGAAGCACCGAAAGCACGUUUGCGAACAGCUAAUUAAUUACUUGGUUUAUUUGGAACAGACCACUUUUUAAAAAGAUGCCUAAAGUAAGGAGUUCUACGGGGCCGCCCCGAAAACAAGGUUUUAAUAAAUCGAACCAUUCAAUGAACCCAGAAAGAUCAAAAAGCGAGCUUAAGGGUGUUGCUAAUCCAAGAACGAAGGGCACAAUUAAACGUUUGCAGAUGUAUAGAAAUUUCAAAGCCAAACGCGAUCGUAGAGGGAAGAUUAUAACACCAGCGCCGUUCCAGGGUUGGUUGGCCUCGGGCACCAUGGCACGCGUUGAACCAACUCCGAAAUGGUUUAGCAAUUCUCGAGUUAUUUCACAAACUGCUUUACAAAAAUUUCAAGACGAAAUCGGUACAGCCAUAAAGAAUCCUUAUCAAGUAAUUAUGAAGCCUUCACAAUUGCCGAUAACAUUGCUAAACGAAGCGAGCAAACACCAACGCGUCCAUCUGCUGGACACUGAAAGUUUCGAGAACGUAUUCGGUCCGAAGAAGCAAAGAAAACGCGUCAAUAUGAAAGUUAAAGACUUAGAAGAUCUAACAAAAAGUGCAAAUGCUCAAGCUGAGCAGUAUGACAAUAAUAAGGAUAAGGACACUGAUUUGGUGCGAGAAGACCUUGGCGAGAAAGCAGUUCAAAGGGAUUGGAUCUUUGCAGCCGGCCAAAGUAAAAGGAUUUGGAAUGAACUACAUAAGGUGGUUGAUGCGUCGGAUGUUCUUCUACAGGUGCUGGAUGCUAGAGAUCCUAUGGGGACUCGAUCCAAAUAUAUUGAAGAAUUCUUACGUAAAGAGAAACCUCAUAAACACAUCUUCUUUAUAUUAAAUAAAGUAGAUUUAGUACCCGUAUGGGUAACCCAACGUUGGGUGGCUAUUUUAAACACUGAAUAUCCAACAAUAGCUUUUCAUGCUUCUAUACAGCAUCCCUUCGGCAAAGGCGCUUUAUUCAACUUGUUGCGGCAACUUGCAAAACUUCAUAUUGAUAGAAAACAAAUUAGUGUUGGUUUUAUUGGUUAUCCCAAUGUCGGCAAGUCGUCGGUAAUUAACGCGUUAAGGUCGAAAAAAGUUUGCAAUGUGGCUCCCAUCGCAGGCGAGACAAAAGUUUGGCAAUACAUUACACUUAUGAAACGUAUCUAUCUCAUCGAUUGCCCGGGUGUAGUUUAUCCAUCAGCUGAAACCGACACCGAAAAAGUGUUGAAGGGUGUCGUCCGAGUAGAAUUAGUUUCCAAUCCGGAGGAUUACGUAGAAACCGUUUUGCAGAGAGUUCGUCCAGAGUAUAUACAAAAAACCUACAAAAUAGACAAAUGGUCUUCUUCGAUGGAUUUCUUGGAACAAUUAGCCAAGAAAUCAGGUAAACUUUUGAAAGGCGGUGAACCGGAUAUUACGGUAGUAUCACGCAUGGUGCUAAAUGAUUGGCAGAGAGGUAAAUUACCGUUUUACGUUAUACCUGAGGGAUUUGUAAACUCCAGCGCAAACAUUGAAAAUAAUAAGGAAAAUGAGCUAGAUCCAAAGGAUAAAACUGAAACUGCAAAGGAUAAGGAUGAUAAGCAGGUUAACGACGCUGUUAAGAAGGCGAGAGAGUUCAAGCAAUUGCAAGAUUUUCGUAAAAUUAAAGUUGGCCUCGAAUACGCAGAAGGCGAUAUCAAGGAACUAGAUGAAGUUAAUUUGGAAUUAUUAGAACAACAGAAAGAAGAACGUCUGACGGCGAGAAGACGAAAAAUUUUAAACUCCAAGACGAAAGAUGAUGAGUCAAGUGAUGGAGUCAGCGAUUUCUACUCGGAAGACGAGUACGAUGAAAACUUGGAAAAAGUCGUGCACAAAAAGGCGGCUUCAAAGCGCAUUUGCAGGGAAACGGUAGUUAUUACGUCAUCCGGCAAAUUUAGAGUGGAAAAGUUAAGCGAAGAGGACCUGGACUCUGAAAAUGAAACCAGCAAAAUUGUCAAAUUAACAUCGAAGCAGAAAAGAGCUAUGGAAAAUAGUCAAAAACGGAAAAAAGUAGGCAGCAACUUUUAUGAAGUAGCUAAUGUGAAGAAUCGUAAUCGGAACAAAAAGGUUCGAAAAGGAAAAGAUUGAUGACAUUUUUAAAUUUUUUCUAUAAAUCAUGGAUUUUCAUUAUUUCUGCAUGUACAUUAUGAUGAAUAAAGAUAAUAUAUUUUA